AUGGCCUCCUGCAGCGCGCCCUCCCGCUCACCCACCUCCCAUCCCUUCACGCCGCACACCAACGCAAGCACGCCUCCUCCUCCUGCUCCAUCUCCACCCCUCCGCCGUGCCUUUCAUCCACGGAUCCACGCCAGCAAGCUUCUCCUGCGGCAGAGCCAUGCCAUCCUGUCCACAGAUCACGCCGGCACGCAUCCCCUUCGACCGCUCUACGGCGUCCUGUCCACGGAUCCAUGCCAGCACGCCGUGUCACCGCCCCCACCCUUCGGACGCGGCAUCCCGUCCACAGAUCCACGCCAGCUUGCCGACCAUUCGGUCUCGACGUUCAUGGAAUGUCGACUCCAGGAACCAGUGGGUUGCAGGCUGCAAGUUCAGGAGCAGGUGCAGCUCAAGCUGGAGGAGGACAAGAACCAGUUGUCCAAGGGCUUGGACCCUUGGAGCAACAACCCUACCGCCAACACCAGCACCCUGCACUACCUGCUCCAGGAGAAGGAGAGAGCGCAAGCGCAGGAGCAGCUCCAGAUCUACCACCAGCAAGGGUUCGGCUACCUCCAGCAUCACCAGAGGCAGCAGCAGCAGUCGAGGGCAGGAGCAGGCGGCGAUGGCGUCAGCAAUGGCGAGUCGACGCCCGUGGACGCUCUGGUGACCGCAUUCGGGAGCGGGCGCAUUGUGCGGUCCGCGGCCGGGCGAAAGGACCGGCACAGCAAGGUGUGCACGGCGCGUGGGCUGCGUGACCGCCGCGUCCGCCUCGCCGCGCACACUGCCAUCCGGUUCUACGACGUACAGGACCGCCUCGGCUACGACCGCCCCAGCAAGGCCGUCGACUGGCUCAUCCGCAACGCCCAGGCUGCCAUCGGCGAGCUCCCCGACCGGCCCGAUGGACCUCCUGCCUCGGAGGCUGCUGCGGAAGCCACUGAGCCGGCCGAACAGGUGACCUCGACGUCCUACGGCUUCGGCAACCACGGUGGCGCCAUCAGUGGUGUGGCCGGCUCUUUCAUUCCACAUUCCGUCGGCACGGAUGGUGCCUCUGGCAACGUCAAAUCCUUGUUCCCCUCCUCGUCGACAGCCAGCACCACCCCCGCCCACGACGAGUACAGGGGCUCCCCGCCGGACCUCCUGUCGCGCACGACCAGCAGCCAGCCGCAGGAGCUUUGCCUCACCCUCCAGUCUAACCAGCACCAGAUCUUUAGCCAUGCAUCCCCGAACCAUCACGGUAUGAUCUCUAGUGCAGGCGUCCCAGGUUGGCCGGAGCACAGCCAGAGAAUGCCUUCAUGGCAUGCCUCGGAGAUCAACAGCACGGGAGACGGACGCGGCGCCGGCAAUGGCGACAGCUACAUGUUCAGCAUGCCGCCGCGGCAAGGGCUAGACCAGAGCCAGCUCUUCUCCCAAAGGGAACCCCUUCAGUCCAGUGGCGGCUGGGCGUCUGCUCGCACUUGGCUAGACCCCCUUGCCGCAAUCCACCAGCCGUCCACAAUGGCCAGGCAGGUCGGGUUCAGCCAUCUGGUUGGCGGCGGCGGCGGGUUCAUGGGGUUCCUCUCGCCGGCGGCGGCUCAGCGGCUCCAGGGCGAGGAGGAGCAAGGAAGCGAAGCGAUGAGAAGAGACUGAUGAACUCACGUAUGGUGCACAUGAGGGAGGCAGGGCCAGGCAAGAAGAAGGGGGAAUCUGCCUGCUCUCUAUGCAUGCCUCUAUUAUUGGAAGUGAGUGGUAUCUUUAACCUCUUCCACUUUCCUCUUUCUUUUUCUUUCACUGUUUGGGGUAUCUUUCUGCUCACCAGAGACUGUGAAUCUUCUGAAAUUGCAUGUAUAGCAAGCCGUACCGGCCCCUGACAGUUGCAUAUCAAUAGCCUACUACUAUAAUUUGGCAGUGUAGCUCGCUCAGAACGCGCCGGUGUUUGUUUCUGGUUGUUUUUAGCCUAGGGACUUGCUUCUUUGCUUGUCAGCCUCCGUAUUCCUCUGAAUUUGUUUGUCAGUUGUUCAUGGAAGCGCAUGUCUUAUUCCCUCACAAGUCACAAUAACCUAUCAUAAUAAACUAAUAUAGUGUAUAUAAAUAGCUCUGAAAAAUCAUGAAACUGACUGAACUUUGGAUAGUUGAAACUUAUCGUCAUAUGCUCGGGAAACGCAUAGCAGAUCAUAAAUUCGUAUAUGGGAAAAUCCUUCUCUUUUUUUUUUCUGUUGCAGACUUGCAGUGUACGUAGUGGAAUGGCAAAGCUGCCGUUAGAGAAAAGCAUGAAGCGCUGUAGAGUUUUACUACUACCCCAUCUCUCUCCCCCCUGUUCUGCAUUGGAGCUCAGCUUGCUCGGACACCGAAGAUGGUAGAUAAAAGCAUGGCACACAAUGAUUGUAGGCUCUCUUUCCCAUUUGAAGAUGCUGAGGAUAGGUCACUUUCUACUGCCAUAGGAGCAGAUCGCCAGUUGCCAGCUACACCACUCUCUUUUGCAUAUAGUGCUCACAGACAGUUGUACUUUGUCGUUCUAGCUUGUAAAUAAAAUAAAAUAGUAAAAGGCAUGCAUGCUCACUGCAACUACUAGUCUACUACGCCAACACGAGAGGCAUAGUUUGGAACACGGU
Molecule: messenger RNA, 2564 nt
Organism: Phragmites australis (common reed)
Lineage: Eukaryota; Viridiplantae; Streptophyta; Magnoliopsida; Poales; Poaceae
Product: transcription factor PCF7-like
Exons: 4
Coding region: 1-1602 (533 amino acids)
Biological process (GO): regulation of secondary shoot formation
Cellular component (GO): nucleus
Molecular function (GO): sequence-specific DNA binding; DNA-binding transcription factor activity
Source: RefSeq, a predicted model, not a curated record